This is a messenger RNA of Colletotrichum acutatum, 955 nucleotides long. RefSeq lists its product as uncharacterized. NCBI's taxonomy places the organism in Eukaryota, Fungi, Ascomycota, Sordariomycetes, Glomerellales, Glomerellaceae. The transcript has 2 exons. The record is from RefSeq and is a predicted model, not a curated record. The coding region runs from base 1 to 693 and encodes 230 amino acids.
AUGAGUACCGAGUUCGUCGCCCCCAUUGGCCGUCACUGCCUCAUCACGCCGUUGGUCGCGUCUGUCACUGUCCCAGACGCGGUUAUGGGCGUCCAUAUUGAUGACCUGGGUCCAAAUCAAGCCAACACUGCCUCAUCUUCGCCUGGAAUUUUGGUUUGCGUUGCAUUGCGCAUUCUCAUGCAUUUUGAGCGCUUCCGAUCUCUCGGGUCGCGAGGGCAGCUGGUCUCCGGCAAGCGUCCUACUGGAUAUGCCAGGAAACAGGUAUCCACCGCAAAGCAUCGUCUGCUAGGGCUUGGUACUGCAAAUUGUCCCGGUCCGUCUUCAAGCAAGUCAACACAUUCGGGCGGUAAACCAGUAUCAAAUCAGCCGAGAAUAAACGAUAUCCUUUUGCUGGGACGGGGUGACAAACUGUCUGGACGUGACAGCCUCCAUCUUCAUGCCAAGCCGUGCUAUGGAUUCGAAAGCCCUGACCAGAUGUGUCCGCACAAGGCACCGAAGCACGCUGAGACUGACAGCGAUCUUGCCGCUCGCCAUGUGAGCUUUUCGUCCGAGAUUUCCAGUGGGCAGUGGUUCGAUGACGCUUGCCGUGGCUGCACCGUGCAAAUCCGAGACUCCACCGUCCAUUGCAAUCAACGAAGUCCAACCCCUCCCCCCCUGGACGAGGACUUGCUGGCCAUUCCUGGGGCACCAUGAGAGAAGCCCGAGGGUACAAGGAGAUACACCACGAGACUUCUUCCACUCUCUCAAGGUCUCUCUCGGCCACAUGCGGAAUAGGACACGCUCCACGCUGGGUUUUUGGGCAUCCAUUCGGCUUCAAGGGCAUGGGCUCUUUGCGGCUAGAAGCGUGUACCAUGGAAGUCCGUACUUGGUCCUAAACCUUGGGCAGCUUUCUUCUCACUGAAGAACUGCUCAAUCAAAGCAAUCACGGUAACUCGUUUUGGGAAAAGGCGCAGCG